Molecule: messenger RNA, 1125 nt
Organism: Rosa rugosa (rugosa rose)
Lineage: Eukaryota; Viridiplantae; Streptophyta; Magnoliopsida; Rosales; Rosaceae
Product: F-box/kelch-repeat protein At3g23880-like
Exons: 1
Coding region: 1-1125 (374 amino acids)
Molecular function (GO): protein binding
Source: RefSeq, a predicted model, not a curated record
AUGGUUAAAAUCCUGGAGAGGUUGCCGCUCAAAUCCUUAAUCCGCUUCACCUCCGUUUCGAAAAGGUGGCGCUCUAUCAUAUUGUCCGACCCAAAAUUCGCCAAAUCCCAGUUCCAAACAGCUUCUGACCACCAAACCUGCUGUCACAGAGUCCUCAUCUCCACCCCCAAUGAAUCUGAAUUUCAAUCCCGAAACUUGGGGACGCCUUGGUCAUCAUUGGGAGACAAUUCUUCGGUGACAAAGGUUAGGUGCCCAUUCAAUCGACCGGGCACUGCUGUCAACUUACUUUGCUCCUGCAAUGGUUUGGUAUGUGCACUGCAUGUUCCAGAAAACCACUUGUAUAUCUGGAAUCCAUCAACUGGCUUCUUCUUCAAAUUACCUGAACCAGUUGGUUGUCCCUUAAAGCAUCGAUGUCUAGUCUACUAUGGUUUUGGCUAUUUGUCGGCCUCUGACGACUACAAACUUAUUGCCAAACUUGAACUCAAUGCUGCUGAUGAUUAUGAUGGUGAUGAGGUGGGGGGCAAGGAGAUGCACAUCUUCUCAUCCAGAGCCAACAUUUGGAAAACGACUGAAGCCCCUCUGGACGCCAACUUUGAAUACGAGGGGGCUCUUUCAAAUGAGGCACUUCAUUGGCCGGACAACCUUGACAUCUUAGCUUUUGAUCUGGCAAGGGAGGAGUUCCGAAGAUUGCCGCUGCCUACUGGAGAUGGUGACUUUAGGGAUCUCAGGGCAUUUGGAGACUGUCUGUGUGCAUUUGAUUUUGAAACUCUUGAUUUGUGGGUGAUGAAAGAAUAUGGCGUGGCCGACUCAUGGACGAAGCUCUUUAAAUUAAAGGUUUCCGAUCAGCCUGAGGAGAUAGUUGGUUGGUGGCUAGUGUCGGUAAUGGAAACUAGUACAUUUCUGCAGAAAGGGACUUUAUGCCAUGGUGGGGGGCUUGUGUUUGAUUUCAUAAGGAGUGUUCAUACGGAAGAUAAUCCUGAAAUGCAUGUGUUGAGCAGGGAUACAGAUUUCAGGGAAAUGAUUGAAUAUCAAGAGACUCUGCUUUGGCUUGGUUAUUCACUUAUUUUCAGAUUUCAACCCCCUCUUUUCUUCAUUCACUGGAAUUGUUUUGGUUCACAUUUCUAA